AUGGCGGCCGCACUGCACACGGAGCAGUUCACCGCCAAGUACGCCGGCGUAUUCGACGGCGAUGAGCGCUGGCGCGGCCUGUUCGCGCCGGUGGGGGAUCGUUUCGACUGGACGGACGACUCGACGUACGUGCGCCAUCCGCCGUUCUUCCAGAGCAUCGAGCCGGAGCCGUCGCCGCCCGGCGAUAUCGCCGGCGCGCGGGUACUGGCGCUGUUGGGCGACAGCGUGACGACCGACCACAUCUCGCCCGCGGGCGCCAUCCCGCCGGAGGGUCCGGCCGGCCGCUACCUGAUCGCGCAGGGGGUUGCGCCGCAAAAGGACUUCAACUCGUUCGGCAGCCGCCGCGGCAACCACGAGGUGAUGAUGCGCGGCACCUUCGCCAACAUCCGCCUGCGGAACCGGCUGGCGCCGGGCACGGAGGGCGGCUGGACGCGGCAUCUGCCCGCCGGCGAGCAGAUGUCCAUCUACGACGCCGCCAUGCGGUACCAGGCGGAAGGCACGCCGCUCAUGGUGCUGGCCGGCAAGGAAUACGGGUCCGGGUCGUCACGCGACUGGGCCGCCAAGGGCACGCUGCUGCUGGGCGUCAAGGCGGUCAUCGCCGAGAGCUUCGAGCGCAUCCACCGCAGCAACCUCGUGUUCAUGGGCGUGCUGCCGCUGGUGUUCCGCACCGGUGACAGCGCCGCCAGCCUGGGCCUGAGCGGCGAGGAGACGUUCGAGGUAACCGGCAUCGCCGGCGGACUGGCGCCGCGCAGCGACGUGCGCGUGCGCGCGACCGCGGGGAACGGCUCGACCACCGAGUUCAGCGCCACCGCCCGCAUCGACACGCCCGAGGAGCUGCACUAUUACCGCCACGGCGGGAUCCUGCCGUACGUGCUGCGCCAGCUCGCCGCCGCCUGCGCAACAGGCGCGGUACGGCGGCAGCAGCAGUCGGGA
Messenger RNA from Geodia barretti, 933 nucleotides. The record is from the annotation of a GenBank genome assembly. NCBI's taxonomy places the organism in Eukaryota, Metazoa, Porifera, Demospongiae, Tetractinellida, Geodiidae.